UUGAAAAAUACAAACCAGAGUGUGUUAUUUUCUCAUCAACCAAUCAAACGAUCCUGUGAGAAAUCAAACAAUCAAAUUUCCCAUUUUCAGGGUGACCCACUUUUAAUUACCACAAUAUCUACCUAUAUAUAUAAAUCUCCCAGAUUAAACCCUCUAUAUAUCUUACAGAAGAAUUGAAGGAAAGAAUUAAGAUUGUUGAAGGUUUAAGGCAAUGGUAGGGCAGUCAAGAAAGUGGAUGGUGCUGGUGGCCACAACAUGGAUACAGGCAUUUACAGGGACAAACUUCGACUUCUCGUCCUACUCUUCGGAUCUAAAGUCGGUGCUUGGGAUAUCGCAGGUUCAGUUGAACUACCUGUCGGUGGCUUCCGACAUGGGGAAGGCAUUCGGGUGGUGUUCCGGGGUGUCUCUUAUGUACCUCCCUUUGUGGGUUGUCAUGUUCAUGGCUGCCUUCUUGGGCUUAUCUGGUUAUGGCUUCCAGUUUCUUGUCAUCCAGAGAAUCAUCUCUUUGCCUUAUUUCCUGGUGUUUCUUCUAUGCUUGUUGGCUGGGGUUAGCAUCUGCUGGUUCAACACAGUAUGCUACGUUUUGUGCAUCAGAAAUUUCAGUGUAAACAGGGCACUCGCAUUGUCCCUCACCAUCAGCUUCAACGGUGUAAGUGCAGCCUUAUACACCCUUAUUGCCAAUGCAAUAAACCCCAGUGAUGACACCCUCUACCUCUUCCUAAAUGCACUGGUUCCUCUCUUCACAUCAGGCGUCGCACUCAUCCCGAUCCUCCGCCAGCCGCCCGAUCUCCAGCCGCUCCCCGACCACGACGCCAACCGCCGCGAUCCUGUCAGUUUCGUUUGCCUCUACAUCCUAGCCAUCAUCACAGGCCUAUAUCUCCUCCUCCUAAACUCACUAUCUUCUGACGCAUCAAGAGCUCGCCUUCUCUUUGGCGGGGCUACUGCUCUUUUGGUCCUCCCCUUGUGCCUCCCUGGCAUCGUCUAUGCUCGCAAAUGGGCAUACCGCACUUUCUACGCAAACUUUCGUUUUGAUAACUCGAGCUUCAAUCUAAUUGACCCUGAUGAUCUUGAUGAGCUUCAUAAAGAGCUGCUUGGUGGGAAUGAUCAGAGCAAUGGCAUGAUGAACACAUCGUUUAGCGUGAGUAACAUGAUACACAAGGAAGGGUGGUUUGGUAAGGUGAUGGAGAAAGAUCGGUUGACUGUACUUGGAGAAGAGCAUCCAGCUAGGCUGCUGGUGCGGCGGUGGGAUUUCUGGCUAUAUUUUUUUGCUUAUUUCUGCGGGGGAACAAUAGGGUUGGUGUAUAGCAACAAUCUGGGGCAGAUUACACAAUCACUUGGAUACAAUUCAACGACUAGUUCUCUUGUCACGCUCUAUUCCUCUUGCUCCUUCUUUGGUCGUUUGCUCUCUGCUGCACCAGAUUUCCUUCGUGAAAAGGUGUAUUUCGCGAGGACUGGGUGGCUUGCAGUGGCAUUAGUGCCAACACCUAUUGCCUUCUUUUUACUUGUGGCUUCAGGAAGUGAGACAAUGCUACGUGCAAGUACAUGUUUGAUCGGGAUGAGCUCUGGGUUUGUGUUUUCGGCGGCCGUGUCAGUCACGUCAGAACUGUUCGGUCCCAAUAGCGCUGGGCUCAACCACAACAUCCUUAUCACCAACAUCCCCAUCGGCUCGCUCCUCUACGGCCUUCUUGCAGCCCUGGUUUACGAUUCCAAUGCGGGGAGCUCAGACCAGUUAGGCUUGUUGGGGGAAGCGACGGUGUGCAUGGGAAGGGAAUGCUAUUUGCAGACAUUUAUAUGGUGGGGGUGCAUUUCCUUGAUUGGUCUAGUUUCAAGUUUCUUGCUUUUCAUGAGGACCAGACAAGCUUACAGCCACUUCGAAAGAAACAGGAAUAGAACAUACUGCUUUUAGCGAUGAAACUCAUUCCUUUAUCUGUUUUUUGUUUUUAGGGUGAUGAGUUUUGCACUAAGAUUUGAGAUGAAUUAGAGUUUUGAGUGAAAUUUAAAGAAAUGACAAAAAUUGUUAAUAGAAUCAAAUAGAAACUGUAGCUGGAGAUUCGUGUGAUUGUACAGAAUAAAGAAGCCGGAAGACAUAGCUGUCUCAGACAUUGUCACUGAUAUUUGAUUUCUACAGGUGAUGUUUCA
Messenger RNA from Corylus avellana, 2139 nucleotides. RefSeq names its product protein NUCLEAR FUSION DEFECTIVE 4. Lineage: Eukaryota; Viridiplantae; Streptophyta; Magnoliopsida; Fagales; Betulaceae. Gene Ontology annotation, cellular component: membrane. The record is from RefSeq and is a predicted model, not a curated record.